GACUUUGUGUCAAAUUCAGGUUCAUUUUGCAAAAUACAGAAAUGUCAGAUCUCCACACUGUGGAAAACACGUGAAAUGAAACAGAGUGUACGUUCACUGCCUACGACAAGACACCGGAAACGACACAUCUAAAGAGAGAAAAAGAGCGAGGGUGGAGGAAAUUGAUCAACUGCAGAGACCACAGAAGAGAACAGUUGCAAGCAGGUCCGCUAUGGAAUGGAAGUAAAAAGGUCUCAUUUUUAAAUGUCUGCUAAUAUUUUCACAGCAAUCACAAAAUGGCUGGACGAUACUCAUUAAAAAGACAGAUACUGCCACAGCGGAAUCAUUGGAUCUGGCUGAUUGUUUUAAGCAACGUGGCCCUCAGCAUACAAGCAGACGAUUUAAAUUGCAUUGUCUACAAUGAUGAAUUUAUGGAAUGUAGAUGGAACCACACUGAAGGCAAACCAAACAGCACGCUGUUCUAUUGGUAUGGCUCAAGACCAAAACAGGAAUGUGUGAACUACAUCCAAGAAAAUGGCUAUAACAUUGGUUGCUAUUUCUCAAAAGACAAAAUUAUCGAAUUUGAAAACUUUUACGUUUACAGAAGUGGAUCCAAUGACUCAGGAAAUAUAUCGUCCGGGGUCAAAAACUUCCAGCUGCAGAACCAAGUGAAACUCGAUCCUCCUGCCAACCUGACGCUGAAUAUGUCUGAAAACAAUGAGCUCUUUUUGACCUGGGACCCACCAGCAAAGCUACUGAAAUGUCGAAUGUAUGAAAUCCGGCACCGCAGUAAUAAGGAUAAAGAUUGGCAGGUGCAAGUCAUCAAUGCACAAACAAAGUAUGUUUUGUCAAGUGUAGAUCCAGAGAAAUUCUACACCUUUCAAGUGCGAAGUAAGUCUAACCAGUAUUGUGCCAACGCUAAGCUGUGGAGUAAUUGGAGCCCGGCUAUUCAGUGGGGAAAAGAGCACACACAGUCAGAGGGUUCAACAGGUCUCCGUACUACAAUCACAGUCCUUUCUCUUCUUGCAUUAAUCCUACUUAUUGUUAUGGCGACAAAGAAUGAACGGUUGAAGGUAAUAAUCAUCCCAAAAAUACCCAAUCCAGGCAGAAGCUUUGAUCCUUUGUUCAACAAUCACAAUGGCAACUUUCAGGACUGGCUUGGUGUCCCAAAGGACGCAUUGGAAGGUUUCAAAUCAGCCUACCGCGAGAAUGUGUGUAUCGUGAGCGAGUCACCAGUAAAUCCUUCCCUGAGCAGUGUCCAUGGAGGGUCCUAUGAGCAAUGUGGAAUGACACAGAUUCCAGAAAAAGUUCCCUUUUUUGGCACCAAAAGAGAGGCUCAACCAAAAAACACCUCUCCUGCAAUGCUGUUUUCUGAUAUUGCCGUUUUUGUAGAGAGCAAUAGGUAUGCCAUUAAUGAAAACAUCUAUGUCAGAGUCUAACAUUUGUCAUAUUUCAAGUCUUUGUGACACUGGAGAAAAUCUAUUAACAGUGGUACAAAAUCCUGAACGAAUCCACAGGCUUUUCAGGAAUAAAAUUCCCAAAAUGUUAAAUCUUACAACAAUCUCCGUAGAGAAAAUCAAAAUAAAAAUGUUGAAAAUACGACUGGUCUAUCAGGAUAUUAACUCGAAACAUUUGUCUUUCUCUUUCAGAAUCUAAUCACCUCUUGAUUUUUCUCGUAUUUUAGUUCAUAUUUCAACUUCAUAGUAAGUUGCAGAUUUUUAAAAAGAAAUUGCUCAGGCAUGUGUAGAAAAUUGGGCAGGAGAAAGAGUGCACAUUUCAGAUUGAUGACUUCUCAUCAAGAUAAAACAUUAGCUUCAUCAGACUGUCCCCUGCUGCUGUCUGACGUAUUGAAUGUCUCCAGCAACUUCAGUAUUUAUUUCAGACUUUUAGACUCUGUAGUAUUUUGCCUUUGGGCAGCAUAAGUAUUACCUUACAUACAAUUCCAUAUUUCAGGUUUGAUUUCCCAAUUAGAGGAGCAGUAGUCUUUGGGUAUAACAGUUGGGAAUUGAAGCCCCUGAUCUUUCCUCAUCCAGUUAACUUAUUGAAAAGUAAGGGACUGAGAGUCAACUACUAAGCACAAUGUUGCCUGUGGCUCCCAUCACUUAGUGAGACCUUCCAACUGGGCAGUCAGAUAUUGGCUUCACAACAUCAGUAUUUUGUAUAGUUGUAGAAUAUAAAAGUGGAUUUUUCUUCUUAAGGGAGACAAUUCAAAACUGCAUUUGACCUUUCCUGGUAUGAAUGCAAGAUGGUAGCGGAUUAGGUGCAAAAUAGUAAAUAAUAAAAGUUCUUCUAGAAUGCAUCAUGUCUCAGAAAUUAAGUGAGGUCAUAAGCUAUGAGAAAGUAUAAAAGAACUAAUGUACAUGAAUUUUGUAUGAUUUAUUGGAUGUGUAACAAUCUUAACACAACUUGUGUAUUAUUUUUGCUAUUCUUAUGUAAUACACAUAUGAGACUGAAAGUG
This is a messenger RNA of Stegostoma tigrinum, 2437 nucleotides long. RefSeq names its product cytokine receptor common subunit gamma-like. Gene Ontology annotation, cellular component: membrane; external side of plasma membrane. Lineage: Eukaryota; Metazoa; Chordata; Chondrichthyes; Orectolobiformes; Stegostomatidae. Gene Ontology annotation, molecular function: protein binding; cytokine receptor activity. The transcript has 8 exons. The record is from RefSeq and is a predicted model, not a curated record. Gene Ontology annotation, biological process: cytokine-mediated signaling pathway. Bases 276 to 1418 code for a protein of 380 amino acids.